Molecule: messenger RNA, 1689 nt
Organism: Truncatella angustata
Lineage: Eukaryota; Fungi; Ascomycota; Sordariomycetes; Amphisphaeriales; Sporocadaceae
Exons: 2
Coding region: 1-1689 (562 amino acids)
Biological process (GO): protein K63-linked deubiquitination
Cellular component (GO): endosome; membrane
Molecular function (GO): protein binding; K63-linked deubiquitinase activity; metal-dependent deubiquitinase activity
Source: RefSeq, a predicted model, not a curated record
AUGAACGUGGACGACGCGAACCGGCCCAUGAGCGUUAAGGAGAUCUCCCGGAAUGCUAGCGACUACAAGUUCACCACGGCUCUGUCUCUGCAAACAUGGUUGCGCACUGCAAAGACUCUGGACCGAGAGGCCAGGUCCUACCUUCGCGAUGGCAACUUCCCCAAGGCCUAUAUGCUGUAUAUUCGCGAAUCCGACCUCAUCAUGAACUCCUUGCCGAAACAUCCCGACUCCAAGACCAAAGAAGGCAAAAAGCUCCUGGCCCAGGCCUUCCGCGGCCUCACCGAUGUCAUGGAAAACAUGGAAAAGAUUAGGCCUAUAAUUACGAAGGACUAUGAAGAGUGGGAGGCCGAGGCAGCAAAGAGACAGGCGCUGCGAGCAAAACAGAAGGCCGACAAGCAGUCCAGUGCCCCAGCCAAGACCCUGACAGACUACGACAAGUAUGCUGCCAGAGAUCCCACCUUGUCCUCGAGGGCAAAAGUGCUUGAUGCUGGCGAUCAUCUCGACCUCGCCGUAGAUCUGGCCACCAAGGAGUUCAGCAGGCGCGACGCCGAUAAAAGAGCUUCACGGCGAGCUGGUAGGUCAGCUGAAGAGGAGCAAAGCAGACGAACAGCGGGCUUCUGGAACAACUGGACCGACGAGCUGUCCAAGAGGCAGGAAGAGGAUGAAGAGAUAUUCCGGAGGAAAAUGGAGUCGAGUCGAGCCCAGCAAGGUGUCGAGGAUAACCACAUUCAUGACUUUGUGCAGAAAAUGGGCCGCGCCGAAAGAGAGAGAGAAGGAAUAUCUGCGCCACAUAUAAACAGCAACACCACAGCAACUUACAACUAUCCCUCAAUAUCGCGGUCGGCCCCCGUACUUUACGAUCCCAGGGUUCCCACAACCGACAGAGAACCCACGCCUCAACCGCCACGGCCGCCUAAGGACUUUAUUCCAGCCCGAUACGAGGAACAUACGCCAUCGCUUCCUGAACUGCCCUCGAAGGAGCUUCUGUGGCCACUCCCCACGCCCGAAAAUUUCCAGAAUGGCCCGUCGAGACCACCUAAAGAGUCGGCCCUACCCGCAGAGCCACCCAAGAAGAAGUCCAACAGGGAGCAUCUUACCUUCAAACCUGCUGCAUACUUGGAAAACAAUGAGCCCGUACGCUAUGUCAUAUUUCCUUCCAGGAUGCGUGAGGACUUCCUCCGUCUGGCCGCCGAUAACACGAGGCGCGGGCUGGAGAUGUGCGGUGUACUGUGCGGUACCAGCGUUAACAACGCCUUGUUCGUGAGAUGCCUCGUCAUUCCGGAACAGAAGUGUACUUCCGACACCUGCGAAACCGAGAACGAAGGAGCUUUGUUUGACUACUGUGAGAAGGAAGAUCUGAUACAGCUUGGUUGGAUACAUACACACCCGACGCAGACAUGCUUCAUGAGCAGUCGAGAUCUUCACACACAGGCCGGAUACCAGAUCAUGCUACCGGAAAGCAUUGCCAUAGUCUGUGCCCCGACAGACAACCCUUCUUAUGGCAUCUUCCGGCUAACCAACCCACCGGGCCUUCCACAUAUAUUGCAAUGUACACAGAGCUCGACCUUCCAUCCUCACAGCGUUGACAAUUUAUACACGAGCGCUGGUAAAACCUCAGGGGGCCACGUUUUAGAGACUGAUGGACUUGACUAUCAAGUAUGCGAUCUGAGGCCUAGUACGAGGCACUAG